Molecule: messenger RNA, 3774 nt
Organism: Closterium sp. Naga37s-1
Lineage: Eukaryota; Viridiplantae; Streptophyta; Zygnematophyceae; Desmidiales; Closteriaceae
Source: the annotation of a GenBank genome assembly
AUGUCCGUUAGCGCCGUUGGCGCGUUCCAAGGCGGCGGCUCGGAUGGGAAUGGGUGGGACAUGGGGAUGGAUGCGGGCGGAACCGCUGUGAUGGCGGAGGACCUUGCGCGGGGGGUUGGCGCGAGUUCCGCCAUCGCUGCUGGCGCGCCCGCGGGCAAUGCCCGACCCGGUCGUGGCAGGGGCGCAGGGGGGAGUCAUAUCGCGGUGUCUCCCCGCGGAGCUCCGCCGUACACAGGAAUGUCGCGCGGAGGGGGAGCUGGCGGGAGGAUGGGGAGGGCGCAAGCCAUGGUCGCGGGGAGAGGGCCUCAGGCUCGCCCCCAUACCGGAAGCUCGGCUUCGGGGCCUUUUGGCUCGGCAGGAAUGGACCCAGUGAGACAUGCAGGGAUGAGCAUCGGCGGCCCUGGUUCGGGGUCCCCGAACCACUUGCCAGGUGCGGUACCGAACCAACUGGUUGGGACAGCACCGUGGCAGUCGAACCGAAGCAUUUCCUUUGACGGGCCACGGGGAGAAAGUCCCAAUAAACCCACGCCCGGGUCGUUUCCGCGAAGCAACACCACGCCCCUCCCCAGCCAAGCCACCCCUGGGGGCGGCCCAGGGGGAGGGGGAAGCCCUAGUAGCGGGAUGCGGGCGGGGAUAGGGGGAGGGGGGAUGGGGGCGGGGAUGGGCAUUGAGGAGCAUGAGAUGGAAGGGCAGGAUGUGGAGGGGGGCGUUGUGGGGGCCGGCAUGGGCGGCAUGGGCGGCGGUGCAUUGGCUGCCCAACACGCGCAAAUACAACACCUGCAGCAGCAGCAGCACUUGCAGCAGCAGCCACUGCAGCAGCAGUCGCCCAGGAGGCCAGUGCACCGCAGAACAGCGUCCACUCCCCCUGAGAACCUCGUGCCCGCUGCUGCUGCCAGGCCCGCAUUCGCCGCCCCUGGUGCUUCCUCUGCUGCAGGCGCUUCUGGCUCUACUGCUGCUGCUGGUGGUGCUGGUGGGAUGAGAGCAGCCGGGGCGGCUCCCGUCCAGCCCGGGUCACUGUCCGUGGAGGGAGGUACAACUGGGGGAGGUCGGUCUGGUGCUGAGGGGUAUGGCCGAGGGGCGAGUGGAACGGGGCGGGGAGGAGGAAGAGCAGCUGGCAGGGGAAGAGGGCGGGAACUGAUGGCAGGGGCAGGCAGGGGUUCAAUCGGCCGAGGAGGAGGGGUUGGUAUGGCGGGGCGAGGUUUGGUGGGUGGAGGAGCGGCAGGGGCAGCAGCACAGCGGCACAGGCGCACACAAUCAGAUGUGGUUUUCACAGGCGUGCAGGGGGGCGGGCAGGGGGGCAUGCAAGGAGGCGUGCAGGGGACGCAGGGGAUGUUUCCUGAUGGCCCUUACCGGGCGGCAGGUGCUCCUGUGAUGAAAGGGAUGGGGAGGGGCGCAAGUGGGGGAAUGGGAGGGGGGAUGGGAGGGGCGACAGGUGCUGUGGGUGGAGCUGGAAAGGCUGGCGCAAUGGCUGCUUCUGGCUCAGAAUUUGGGUUCUAUGAAAGCGUGAGUAUGGAUGCUGCUUCCUCGGGCGCACAUGCCAUGCAAGGCAUGCAGGGGAUGCAAGGCAUUCAUAGUACACAUGGGUCCAUGGCGGGCCCUCGCAGCCCUCGCAUGGGUGGCUUUGCAACAGCAGGCAGUGCAAGGCAAGGCGGAGGAUACGGGUCGCACGCAGGGGGAUCAGGGCCGCACCAAGGAGGCCCACAGCAGCAGCGGCAGUCGAGCGUGGUGCCUGUGAGCCCCAGAGGCGUUCCCCUCGUCAGCCCCAGGCGGGCAGCAGGCACGGCAGCAGGGGGCAUGUCUGGCAUGGGAACAGGGGCCAUGGGAGGUACAAAGCCAUGGGAUGCACUCGGUAUGGGAGGCAUGGGAUCAACCGCAGCAGCAACAGGAGGGGCAGGAGCAGCGGGAACAACAGGAGCAGGGGGAGCAGCGGGAGCAGGGGGAGCGGCAGCAGCAGGGGGCAUGCCUCCUCGCAGCCCCAGAGGCCUAGCCUUCCCUCUAUCAGCCUCCACGUCUGCCCUGCACCCCUUCUUUGCCAGCCCCACGCGUUCCUUCAACAGCCCCACUGGCUCCCUCGGCAGCCCUGCCCACUCCCCCGUGCCGGGGCGUGAGUCCCUGGGUGGUAGGUCGCUCUUUGGCAACGACCGGCGCUUUGGCAGCUUUGUGGAACGGAGUAUGCGCGUGGGGGGGAAAGGCAUGGAGGAGUUUGCGCUAGGAGGAGCAGUGGGAGGCGGGGGAGGGGUGGGGGGAGGGGGAGGAGGGGGAGCAGGGGGAGGGGGGUUUCAGGGUGGGUAUGGGCAGUGGAGGGGCAGUCCCCCGGAUGGGGAGCAGGGGGGGAGGAGGCGGUAUGCGCUGCGAUCGGGGAGUUUCAUCGAGAGGCGCACUGAGAAUGAGUGGUUUGAUCACAGUGCGCCUGGACCCUUCCCUGCUGCUCCUCAUGCUCUUGGUGUUGGUGCUGCUGCUGCUGGUGGUGGUGCCAGUGCUGGUCACUUCAAUGCUGCUGAGGGUCAGAUGGUUGGGGGGUUUAGAGGUUUGUCGCUGGGUUCUGCUGGGUCGAAUGCUCUCGGGCGGGUGCAUCAUCCUGUGGGGCGGGCGACUAGCUAUAACAGCAGCACUGGCAGUGCCGCCAGUAGUGGUGCGAGUUCUCCUGCCUCUGGCAUUGCUGCUGCUGCCCAUGCUGCUGCUGGUGCUGCUGGUAGGGCGCAUUCGAAGAGAGCAGAAGGGAUGUAUGCAUCUGGAGGGCCGAGUAGACUGAGUGUGGCACACAAUGAAGGGGAGGAGGGCGUAGAGAGAGGGGGGAGAGGGGGAGCUGGAAGAGUAGGUGGAGGAGAAGGUAUGGAGAAGAAAAAGGCUGGAGAGAAGCAGAUGAAGGGUUUGGUGGAAGAUGGUGGUGAGAGGAGGGAGGGGAGUAGGAAGGGGAGGAGGCGAGGAGAGGAGCGAGUGAAGGACCUUCGGAUGCAGACGGAUAGUGAUAGCCACAGCGAGAGGGAUAGGGAUAGGAGGCAGAGGAGGAGUGGGAGGAGGAGGAGUGCCAGCAGCAGCGGAAGGGAGAGUGGCAGAGGAGGCAGGGAGAUGAAGGGGAGCAGGGGACGCAGGAGAAACAGCUCCAGGAGCAGCAGCAGCAGGUCGCGGCGCAAAGACAGCUCGAGGGAGAUAGAUACCGAGCAGAGGAAGGGCAAGGGCGGGCGAUCUCGGUGGAAGGAAAAGGAAGAGCGAAGGGCGAAGGUGGGAAGAGGCGGGGUGGGGAGUGAUAGAGAGAGUCUUACGGCGAGUGCGAGUGAGGUGGAGGAGAGGGACGUGCAGCGGUCCUCGAAGCGAGGAAGGAGGAGGAGAAGCCAUCGGCGGUAUCAUAGGCGGAGUGAAGAUGAGGGAGGGACAAAGGACUGGGACCUGCCAGAUGUUGAAGCAGAUGCAAGCAGGGGAGGUAAGGCACCUCAGCCAAGGGAGGUGGAUGUGAAAGUGAGAGGGCAGAGUGCGAAGGGAGGGAGCAAGGAGAAUGGGGCGCGGGGAGAGCGGAAGCUGAGCAGUGCAGGGUCACGGACAGAGAGAAGGGAGCGGAGCGAGAGGGAGAAGGGGUUAGCAGAGGGGGGGAGGGAAUUGCGUACAGCCGGGUCUCGAAAGGAGAGGGGGGAAGGACGCGAGGGGAAGGAGAGCGAGGGGGAACGAGGCCCCAUCGUCUUCAUCCCCACAGCAGCAGCCACAGCCAUGGCCACACUCAUGCGCAUGCACACACAACCAGUGGCCACAAGGGGCGGACACCUACCAAGCGAGAUGUAG